Erigeron canadensis is the source of this 768-nucleotide messenger RNA. RefSeq lists its product as uncharacterized. The transcript has a single exon. The record is from RefSeq and is a predicted model, not a curated record. NCBI's taxonomy places the organism in Eukaryota, Viridiplantae, Streptophyta, Magnoliopsida, Asterales, Asteraceae. The coding region runs from base 1 to 768 and encodes 255 amino acids.
AUGGAAAUCGCUCCAGCAAUGCAUUCCCACUUCAACUCUUCAUCACAUGAUCGUCAUUACUAUGCUAGUGUUCCGUCUAGUCCCACUCGCCUCACGGAGUUAUAUUGUGAAAUGGAUGAGUUAUUAGACUCUUCCCAUUAUAAACAGAACAGUUGUCUAGCAACUGUUCCGUUUAUUUGGGAGGAGAAACCUGGUGUUUCAAAAACACCUGAUAACAAUUUAUUAGAAAAUGAUUUUUCAUUCGAUGUAAGUUGUCCUUUUAGUAAUGACUCUUCAAUUCCUGCUGAAGAUUUAUUCCAUGGAGGUGUAAUCAAGACCGUUCAUCAUCCGCCACAUAAAUUAGAUAGAGAAAGAGGAAGAGAGAAAGGAUUUUCAUCAUCUCGUUUACCUUCUUCAAAAAGUAGAAGAACAAGAUCUUUGUCGCCCAUAGGGGCUUCAAAUUACCGUCGAGAAAAACAAAUUAGUGCGAAUGUGAUGCCUGUAUCCACUCGUGCUCAUUUGCCUGAUAAUGGUACGAAAAGAUGGAGUUUCAAAGAUAUGUUUUUGUUUAGAAGUGCUUCAGAUGGUAGAGCAUCAGAAAAAGACCCUUUGAAGAAAUACUCGACCAAGAACUCGUGUGAAUCUGGUUCGGUAUCAAAAAGAGGUAGGCGGGUGUCACCUCAUGAGCUACAUUACAAUUUAAACCGUGUAAAUUUAAAUGAGAUGAAGAAGAAAACAUUUCUUCCAUAUAAGCAAGGUAUUCUUGGAGGAUUAUGGUUUAAACGAUAA